GCCGUCUGCCCGGCGCUCCGAGCCCGCGGCCCUCCCGGCGCCCAGCCCGCGAGAGGAGCCGAGGCCGCCCGCGCUCGCCGGCCCCUCCCCCGGUCGCCGCGCCGCCGCUGCAGGAUAGCUAACGGCCAGGAGAAACAGAGUGGAAAAUGCAAAACAACGAAAUUAUAAAACCUGCCAAAUACUUCUCAGAAUUGGAAAAGAGCAUCCUGCUUGCGUUGGUCGAAAAGUACAAGUAUGUGCUGGAAUGUAAGAAAAGUGAUGCGCGAACUAUUGCCCUCAAGCAACGGACCUGGCAGGCGCUCGCCCACGAGUACAACUCUCAGCCGAGCGUGUCCCUGCGGGAUUUCAAACAGCUGAAGAAGUGCUGGGAGAACAUCAAGGCCCGGACGAAAAAAAUUAUGGCCCAUGAAAGGAGAGAGAAGGUGAAACGGAGCGUCAGCCCGCUUCUGAGCAGCCACGUCCUGGGGAAGGAGAAGAUCGCCAGCAUGCUGCCCGAGCAGCUCUACUUCCUGCAGAGCCCUCCCGAGGAAGAGGCCGAGUACCACCCUGAUGCCGCCGCCCAAGAAUCAUUUGCUGUUUCAAAUAGAGAACUGUGCGAUGAUGAGAAAGAGUUCAUACAUUUUCCAGUAUGUGAGGGGACCUCUCAACCUGAACCCUCGUGUUCAGCUGUCAGAAUAACAGCCAAUAAAAACUACAGGAGCAAAACCUCUCAGGAAGGUGCUUUAAAAAAGAUGCAUGAGGAAGAACACCAUCAACAAAUGUCCAUCUUACAACUGCAGCUGAUACAAAUGAAUGAGGUGCAUGUGGCCAAAAUCCAGCAGAUAGAGCGAGAGUGUGAGAUGGCAGAGGAGGAACACAGGAUAAAAAUGGAAGUUCUCAAUAAAAAGAAGAUGUAUUGGGAAAGAAAACUACAAACUUUUACCAAGGAGUGGCCUGUUUCCUCAUUUAACCGGCCCUUUCCCAAUUCACCCUAAGACUGUGAGGGUGGCUCCCUCGCGGUUUUGAUCUGUAUUGGCAAAGGAAGUCUGGAACAUGAACUUGCGGUCAGUAACCUGUAACAGCUACAACUAGGAAACGUAGAGUGGUAGUAGUCACUUAUUUAAGAAUACGUUCAGGUGAACAGCUGCACCCUCUGUACCCCUUCCGUGGCAAAGAAGCUGUUAGAGUCUUCAGAACAUUAUCACUAUGAGUGCUAUCAUUCUGAAUGUAUUGUCUCCUAAUUAGAAUUCAUACAAGAACCAAGUGUGAGUGUUGUAUUUUUUUAAAAAUCCAAUGCAAGUGAGACUAUAAAGGAGUGUGGCUGAUUUCUUUCUUUCUUCUUUUCUUUUUUUUUUUACUAGACAGCAGAACUUUUCUGUCCCAGUGAUGCCCUCCCAUUGAACGUGGCUGUCCCAGGAGGCACCCCCGUCUCUCCAAGUGGGGAAGCUGUCGCUCAGUACUUGCUAGAGGUCUUUAGGGAACCUCCAUGAGAGCUGCAGCACCUCGUUCAUUUUUCAGUCGUAUCCUCUGAGUGUGGACUUUCUGAUUUUAUCGUAUGAUUUUAUUUUAUUUUUAAAUAUAUUUUUAUUGACUUCAGAGAGGAAGGGAGAGGGAGGGGAAGAUAGAAACCCCAAUGAUGGGAGAGAAUCGUUGAUCGGCCACCUCCCACAGGCCCCCCACUGGGGAUCAAGCCCGCCACUCCGGCAUAUGUCAUGACCAGAAAUCGAACCCUGACCUCCUGUUUAAGAGGUCAGUGAACAACCACGGAGCCACGCCAGCUGGGUGACUUUCUGAUCUUAAACAGCCCAACAUGUGGAAGGAUAUUUCCUGAUGUGGCUCCUCCACUGCCUUUUACUUUUUAAGGUCUUUCCCCAAAGAGGAGUUCAAAUAAUGUCGCCAACAAAGGGAGCACUGUUGGAACUAAGAAUGUAGCUACUUUGAGGGAGAAAUUUCGUUUAGAUUUCUACAUUCUGUCAUGUUUGUUUUAUUAAAAAGAAAAGAC
Molecule: messenger RNA, 1981 nt
Organism: Eptesicus fuscus (big brown bat)
Lineage: Eukaryota; Metazoa; Chordata; Mammalia; Chiroptera; Vespertilionidae
Gene: MSANTD3
Product: Myb/SANT DNA binding domain containing 3
Exons: 3
Coding region: 147-974 (275 amino acids)
Source: RefSeq, a predicted model, not a curated record